AUGAGCGAUCGAUCAAUUCGCGUCGUGGUGGCCGCCUUAGAAUCCACAGGUGGCAUUGGCUUUCUCGGAAAGAUCCCAUGGCAUCUACCUUCCGACUUAAAAUUCUUUCGUACACUAACUACAGCAUCUUUGGAUUCUUCAAUACAACAUGCGGUUAUCAUGGGACGCAAGACGUGGGAAUCGUUGCCGGAUAAAGUUCGACCCAUGCCCAAGCGUUAUAAUGUGAUAUUAACACGUGAUACGUCGUACCGUCAAAAGCAGCAAAUCCCUGAUACUGUAGGCAUCGCUGCGACGUUUCAAGAUGCGUUGAAACUCGUGCAGCAGCAAGGUGACAAAGUGGACCAAGUUUUUGUUGUUGGAGGAGAAGCUCUUUAUGCCGAAGCACUGAGCUAUUCAGGCUGCAGUAAGGUCUACUUUACAAGAGUCAAGGGUCAGAUGGAGUGUGACGCUUUUUUUCCACUGGAGCAACUCAAGCAGAAUUUUCAAGUGACGAAAGAGUCUGAGAUAAUGGAGGAGAAUGGUAUGCAGUUCCAAUUUGUUGAGUGGGUGAGAAAAUCUGAGAAUAUAGAAGAAGUCGAGAAAAUGUUAUCGGUGGAGAAUACGACGCCGCAUGAGGAAAUGCAGUAUUUGAACUUGAUCCAACAGAUCCUUUCGCAAGGAGCUAAGCGUGAAGACCGUACAGGCACGGGUACGCUGUCAAUAUUUGGAGCUCAAAUGAGGUUUAGCUUAAGAAAAAAUGUAUUUCCAUUGCUGACUACCAAAAGGGUAUUCUGGCGAGGUGUAGCGGAGGAGCUAUUGUGGUUUAUUAGUGGAGACACAAAUGCUCAAACGCUGCAGCAAAAGGAUAUUCACAUAUGGGAUGGCAAUGGAUCUCGUGAGUAUCUAGAUAGCCGAGGUCUCCAGACUCGAGAAGUAGGAGAUCUUGGACCGGUUUAUGGCUUUCAAUGGCGUCAUUUUGGAGCUAAAUAUACGAACAUGCAUGCGGAUUAUACUGGUCAAGGUGUUGAUCAGCUUGAAGAGGUUAUUCAAAAGCUACGUAAGAGUCCAACAGACCGUCGCAUUAUCCUGUCGGCGUGGAACCCUGCAGACCUCAACGAAAUGGCAUUACCACCUUGCCACAUGUUUUGCCAAUUUUAUGUAGCAAAUGGAGAGCUGUCAUGUCAGAUGUACCAACGCUCGGCCGACAUGGGGCUUGGCGUGCCAUUUAAUAUUGCCAGCUACGCGCUGCUGACGCGUCUUGUUGCUCAAGUGACUGGAUUAGAACCUGGUGAAUUUAUCCACGUCAUUGGCGAUGCGCAUAUCUAUCUAAAUCACGUCGAGCCACUACAAAAGCAAUUGACGCGUACGCCACGUCCAUUUCCAACGCUGCACAUUAAUCCUUUGAAGACGUCAAGCAUUGAUGACUUCAAGUUUGAAGAUUUUGACGUUCGCGAUUAUUGUCCACAUGGCGCAAUCAAAAUGGCAAUGUCAGUUUGA
Plasmopara halstedii is the source of this 1476-nucleotide messenger RNA. RefSeq names its product thymidylate synthase. NCBI's taxonomy places the organism in Eukaryota, Oomycota, Peronosporomycetes, Peronosporales, Peronosporaceae. Gene Ontology annotation, cellular component: cytosol; mitochondrion. Bases 1 to 1476 code for a protein of 491 amino acids. Gene Ontology annotation, biological process: tetrahydrofolate biosynthetic process; one-carbon metabolic process; dTMP biosynthetic process. The record is from RefSeq and is a predicted model, not a curated record. The transcript has a single exon. Gene Ontology annotation, molecular function: dihydrofolate reductase activity; thymidylate synthase activity.